GUCGGCUCGGCGAGGCGCCUCGAUAAGAAGCGACGAGCGGUCCCCGACCAAGGCCGGGCGCUGGGCGGCGGGCAUCGCGCGAGUCAGUCCGGGGGUGGACCGCCGGCGCAGCAACCCGACACCGAGACAUGACGCUGGUAGCCGCUGCCUCGGAGCCUCGCGAAGCCAGACCGCGCUUCUUGGCCGCCAAGCGAUAUUCAGAGGAGACGCCCUGGUGAUCUGAACCCGACUGAACGACCACCUGCGACAUCAUGGCGCUCGACUUCGUCGCUGGCUGCCUCGGCGGUUGCGCUGGGAUAUUAGUGGGGCAUCCCUUGGAUACUGUAAAGGUACAUCUUCAGACGCAGAACCAGCGCGCACCUGCCUACCGAGGAGCCUUCGACUGCUUCACACACAUUUUGCACAGGGAGUCGGUGGGGGGCCUGUACCGCGGCAUGGCGGCGCCGCUGGCGGGCGUGGCGGCGGUGAACGCGGUGACGUUCGGCGUGUACGGGCUGGCGGCGCGCUACCUGGGCGCCGACUCGCUGCGCGGCCAGUUCGCCGCCGGCGCGCUCUCCGGGCUGGCGCAGUCGGCCAUCUGCGCUCCGCUGGAGCAACUCAAGACGCGCGCACAGCUGCUGGGCGUCGGCCCGCUGCAGUGCGCCGCCGACACGCUGCGCCGGGAAGGCCCGCGCGGGCUCUUCCGGGGGCUCGCCGCCACCGUGCUGCGGGACACCCCCGCCAUGGGCAUCUACUUCGCGACGUACGAGGCGAUGACGCGCGGCAGCGCCCCCGCGCCCACGUGGCUGGUGCUGGCGGCUGGUGGCACGGCGGGCGCCGCAUCCUGGCUGUUCACCUACCCCGUGGACGUGCUCAAGUCGCGCCUGCAGGCCGACGGCGGCGACGGCCGCCCCCGCAGGUACUCGGGUAUGGCGGACUGUCUGCGGCAGAGCGUGCGCUCGGACGGCUGGUCCUUCCUGACGCGCGGCCUGGGCAUCGUGGUGGUGCGCGCCUUCCCCACCAACGCAGCGUGCUUUUUCACCGUGACGCUGGUACUGCGCUGGGACCAGGAGCGCCGGCGUACUAGCAGCCACGGACACCGGCAGCUGCCGCCCGCCGUCGGAGAGCACAACUCUGGCUUGCUGCAGCUGCAGCCACCGCGCCCUGCCGCCACCUGGCACCGCGGCCACCAGGAGGACCUCUUCGGCUGGAGGCGUAGCCUGGCGCGAGCCACGGGCUGCAGCUUCCUCAAGCUGGAAGGCCCGGCGGCCAACAGGGAGGGUCAGAGCGAGGCAGCUGGGGGCCAGUACGAGAGCGUUCACAGACUCUUCUUACACACGGCUGACUUCACAGAGAGCUCGUGGUUGAGCAGUGAAGAGUUCCUCGCCCCUCCUGAAGGCGAUGCUGAGCGGAAGAUCGAGGCGGGGCAGUUGGCGGUUUCGGAAAAGGGCGAAGUAGGGAGCAUGGUCGCUGACAAUCUUUCGAAAGGGUUUGAGUCUGAAAUAGUCCGGUCCCAAAGCGGAAUGGCCUCUUCAACCAGCGAAGAAAUCUCGACAACGGUGUCAAAGUUAGAUCCCAAAUCAGACGACAUUCAGAUAAUGGGUAGUCCGGCGAGUGGGUUGGUGAGGAAGCCGGACGCCGUGCGCCACAUCAGCCGGGAUGCUGCGAACCGUACGAUGGUGGCGACGCAGGUGGACUUGUUCCAAGGGUAUAUCGUGCCACCAGACGACCUGUGGCUGGACCAAGGAGUCGGCAAUCACCUCGCGCGCGGAAAGCUAGCCGCCACACGGCUCGACAAAAGUCGUUCCUUGAACGACUGAAUCAAUAGUAGGGACACACGUCUCCAUAUGUGAGGACGGAGAGUUUUCAUUCGUAGUGUAAAAUGAGGGCCUUCUUACAAUGAAGAGGCCGCAAUCAGGCAUAUUCUGAUUCUGAUUUCAUUUAUUUAAGUCGUUUCCGGAUUGAACACUUCGUGAUUUAUGUCGGUGACGUAGUAUUCUUUUCAGGUAGUGCACUCUUGGUCUGUGGCUCACAGUGUUUAUGUGGAAACGUAUUUACAAGAUAUGUAAUGUUACCUGUAGCCAGCCCAACUGUGAAAUACGAUCGACAAUUGGGUUAAAAAUUACUCGACUGUUGCUUCUUUUUUGUAAGUUUGGUCAAUUUCACCGUUUGAUACAUCAACUGGCGCUGGGCGUAAACGCACACUGCGUUCUCCUCCUGUGGACUGUUUGAAGACGGCGCAAAAUAGACAAAGUGUGCACCAGCAUUUACAACGAGUCGUGCUCUAAAGUUUAUAGCACUAUGUGUAGGCAAAGGUAUAGCAGAUGAAACAACAAAGAAACGAACAAGCGACUGUAAUGCUAACUGGGAGAGUGCACAAUCCGUCUGAUAUGAGUAACAAAUGCUUGGAUGUGGUAACGGCUUAACUAAAAAAUUCAUCAUAACAAAAUGUGACUGACUGCUGCCUGUUCAAUACAAGUUAUAUUCCAGUACAGUCACGGAACUGCUUCCAUCCACCAAGGACAAAUAACUGACAUGUUAACGAACUUCGCAGUAGAUAAUUUCCCAUUUUUCCCAUUCCGAUAAAUGUUUUUAUAUUACUCGUAAAUGAUACUGAGCUAGAAUGUCAUGCUAUUUAUAUUUCGCUGAAUUUAAGGAUGAUAAAGGAUAGCCAGCCUGUAGCCCCAGUGGCUGCUGAGUGCCUUUAUUUGGUUGUCAGUCACACACCUGUCAGGAAUCAGAAUCAAGGACAAGAGGAUCACAUUGUUCUCAAACUGUUCAACAGCACGAAAUUUAUAGACUUUGAGGUCACAUUUUUCGUUUUAAUAGAACAUUCAUUUGACCUAAUAGCUUUCUUUACAGUUAUCGUUCGAAGCAUAGUUAACAACAGUGUAGAGUUUAAGAUGACGCUAUUACAAUGAUAGUUAAUAUGUUACAACUUACGAUAUUGUUUUCCAUUUAUCUGAUACAGUUUGUCUUAAAUAAUAUUGAAGUUUUUAUGUAUUGGUAACAACACUCCCUUCCUCACAUGGUUAGAUUCUUAUCUAACAGUUGGUGACAGUUACGUCCAUAGGGUAGUUUAGCAAGUUUUUAUGUUUUCUAUUACAACUGCAGUACAUAUAUAUGUGGCAGAGUUGUGGAUUCAAGUAAUAUUUUAGUUCGGGAUCUUCAUACGCCCUACAGU
Molecule: messenger RNA, 3163 nt
Organism: Schistocerca americana (American grasshopper)
Lineage: Eukaryota; Metazoa; Arthropoda; Insecta; Orthoptera; Acrididae
Product: mitochondrial basic amino acids transporter-like
Exons: 7
Coding region: 252-1799 (515 amino acids)
Biological process (GO): mitochondrial L-ornithine transmembrane transport
Cellular component (GO): mitochondrion
Molecular function (GO): high-affinity L-arginine transmembrane transporter activity
Source: RefSeq, a predicted model, not a curated record